Messenger RNA from Fragaria vesca subsp. vesca, 1410 nucleotides. RefSeq names its product zinc finger protein 287-like. Bases 1 to 1410 code for a protein of 469 amino acids. The record is from RefSeq and is a predicted model, not a curated record. NCBI's taxonomy places the organism in Eukaryota, Viridiplantae, Streptophyta, Magnoliopsida, Rosales, Rosaceae. The transcript has a single exon. Gene Ontology annotation, molecular function: DNA-binding transcription factor activity.
AUGCCGACUCCGCCGGAGGCUUUGAAUCACAUCUGUAAUGUUUGCCACAAGGGAUUCCGGUCAGGCCAAGCCUUGGGAGGUCACAAGAGUAUGCACUUCCGCGAGAGCGAGGCAAUCGCUAGUGCUAUUGCUACUACCAGUGACCUAGUUUGUUGUCUCUCUUGCGGCAUGAACUUCUACUCCAAGGAAGCGCUGUUUCGACACCUGAGGUCUCACAAUCAAAGUCUGUCCCCUCAGGGAGUCUAUAACAGCAGCAGCUCUUCUUCCACUGUGUCUGAUCACUCUGAUGAGGCUAUGUUUGAUGAUGAUGGGGUAGAUUCGGGUUUCGAUUUGUCGAAAACUCUACCUUUAGGUUGGUCUUGCACUGGAAAGAGGAAAAGGACAUCCUCUGACUUCUCUGGCUCUGAUGAAACUGCUGUGGAUUCGAGUCCCGGAUUGGAACUGGUGACUUUUGAUAAGAAACUGGAAGCGGAGGAGUUCAGGGGUCUUCUGAUGUUGGCUGAGGUAUGUGCAGAGGAGGCUAGUGGCAGACCUUUGGUUGAUCAUGACCAUGUUUAUGAUGAUGAGAUCGAAAUAAGGUAUGUCGAAAUCAAAUGCAAGAGGAGGCGGCUGAAUAAUGAACAUGAGACAAGAUGGCUUGCAACUGAUCGUUAUGAUUACAAUUGCAAUGACAUUGAUGAGUUUAGAUGCAAGCUUUGCAAUAAAACAUUCACAAGUUACCAAGCUUUGGGAGGUCACAUGACAAGCCAUAACCGGCUCAAGAACAACACCGCGGAUCCUGAUCAUGACAGUUUUAGUUUCGAAUGUAAGAGUGAACAACAUCCUCAUCCUCAUCCAGUGGUUAAUGUAUACCGCUGCAAUAAUUGCGAUAGAACAUUCUCAAGUUUUCAAGCCUUGGGAGGGCACAAGUCAAGCCAGUGCAAGGAUCAUGUAAACAACAACACCCACAGCUCGGCAGAUAACAGUGUAGUUAAAGAUAACAAUGAUCCUGCUGAGCCUCGUCAAGAUGAAGUGCACAGAUGCCAUGUUUGCAAUAAAGUAUUCGCAAGCUACCAUGCUUUGGGAGGCCAUGUAUCAAGCCAUUCGAAGAAUAAGAACAACAAUAAUGUGGAUCAAGAUCAAUCUAAUUCUGCCGAUACAUCAACUGGUAGUGCUGAAAAUAAGAAUGAGCGUCAAAAGCUCUAUCAAACAGUGCCUCACCAAUGCAAAGUAUGCGGCACGACUUUUCAGACAGGUCAGGCCUUGGGGGGUCAUCAGAGGCUUCAUUUUAAACGCCCAACUCAAGCUCCAGGUAAAUCGAGUCAGCAGAGUAGUGCUCGUAAACACCUCGAAAUUGAUCUCAAUGAGAUUCCAUCUAUGGAGGAUGAAGAUGGAAUAUACGAGCCGAGUGUCAUCUUGACAUUAAGUUAG